Rattus rattus (black rat) is the source of this 3016-nucleotide messenger RNA. RefSeq names its product chimerin 1 (gene Chn1). The transcript has 13 exons. Gene Ontology annotation, biological process: ephrin receptor signaling pathway; regulation of small GTPase mediated signal transduction; positive regulation of GTPase activity. Bases 85 to 1464 code for a protein of 459 amino acids. Lineage: Eukaryota; Metazoa; Chordata; Mammalia; Rodentia; Muridae. The record is from RefSeq and is a predicted model, not a curated record. Gene Ontology annotation, molecular function: GTPase activator activity; ephrin receptor binding.
CGCCCCCCGGGCCGCCGCCCCGCCGAGGUGCCGUCUGCCGGCCGCCGCCGCGGAGCUAGGAGCGCCGGGAGGCGCAGCUCCCUCAUGGCCCUGACCCUGUUCGAUACAGAUGAAUAUAGACCUCCUGUUUGGAAAUCUUACUUGUACCAGCUGCAGCAGGAAGCCCCUCACCCUCGAAGGGUCACCUGCACUUGCGAGGUAGAAAACAGACCAAAGUAUUAUGGAAGAGAGUUUCAUGGCAUGAUCUCUAGAGAAGAGACUGACCAGCUCCUGAGUGUGGCUGAGGGGAGCUACCUCAUCCGUGAGAGCCAGCGGCAGCCCGGAACAUACACUUUGGCUUUAAGAUUUGGAAGUCAGACCAGAAACUUCAGGCUGUACUACGAUGGAAAGCACUUUGUUGGGGAGAAACGCUUUGAGUCCAUCCACGAUCUGGUGACUGAUGGCUUGAUUACUCUCUAUAUUGAAACCAAGGCAGCAGAAUACAUUGCCAAGAUGACGAUAAACCCAAUUUAUGAGCACAUAGGAUACACAACCUUAAACAGAGAGCCAGCAUACAAACAGCACAUGGCAGUCCUGAAAGAGACACAUGAUGAGAAAGAGGCUACAGGCCAGGAUGGGGUGUCAGAGAAAAGGUUGACAUCACUUGUUAGAAGAGCAACUCUGAAAGAAAAUGAACAAAUUCCAAAAUAUGAGAAGGUUCACAAUUUCAAGGUGCAUACGUUCCGAGGGCCACACUGGUGUGAAUACUGUGCCAACUUCAUGUGGGGCCUCAUUGCUCAGGGAGUGAAAUGUGCAGAUUGUGGGUUGAAUGUUCAUAAGCAGUGUUCCAAGAUGGUCCCCAAUGACUGUAAGCCAGACCUGAAGCACGUGAAGAAGGUGUACAGCUGUGACCUGACAACGCUCGUGAAAGCUCACAUCACCAAGCGGCCAAUGGUGGUAGACAUGUGCAUCAGGGAGAUUGAGUCCAGAGGUCUGAAUUCUGAAGGACUCUACCGAGUGUCGGGAUUUAGUGACCUAAUUGAAGACGUCAAGAUGGCUUUUGAUAGAGAUGGUGAAAAGGCGGAUAUUUCUGUGAACAUGUAUGAGGACAUCAACAUUAUCACUGGGGCGCUUAAACUGUACUUCAGGGAUCUGCCAAUUCCUCUCAUCACCUACGAUGCCUACCCCAAGUUCAUAGAGUCUGCCAAAAUUAUGGACCCUGAUGAGCAAUUGGAGACCCUUCAUGAAGCACUGAGAUCUCUGCCGCCCGCCCACUGCGAGACGCUCCGGUACCUCAUGGCACACCUAAAGAGAGUGACCCUUCACGAGAAGGAGAAUCUGAUGAGUGCAGAGAACCUUGGGAUCGUGUUUGGUCCAACCCUCAUGAGAUCACCAGAGCUAGACCCCAUGGCCGCCCUGAACGACAUACGCUAUCAGAGACUGGUGGUGGAGCUGCUUAUCAAAAAUGAAGACAUUUUAUUUUAGAGUUUUGACUUCAGGAGAAAAGAAAUGGUUUACAGAUGAAGGAAUGUUUUCUAGUAAUUUAAUUAGCUUCAUUAGCUGAAUUGUUUCUUGAUUAGAGGUUUGGCCAAAUACCCAGAUUAAAAUGAAGGAACUUCCUGUCAUUUCUCUAGCACCACUCAGCCGUCCUUGUAAAACCGUGAACACACGCUUUCUGGUCCUGGUAAUCCUGGGUGUUUAUCAUGUUAAGAGAAACUCAAGCUACUGCAUGAUUACCCCUUUUUGGUGAGGAAACCCCAUAUUGAAGAAUCACAGACUUGUGCCUGCACCAUCUCUCUGUCCUGGGUUGUCUGUGGUUGUCACCCAGCAUGCUUCCCAGAGUAAACUGUCAUGACAUUGCUUUUGGGGUCCAUACCAUUGGUUUCUGAUGCUUGCACAUGCGCACACGUGCACACAUACGCACAUACACACACACACGCACAUACACAUACACACCACACACAUUCACACACAUACACACGCACACACACAUACACACCACACGCACUCACACACACACACACACACACGCACGCGCACACACACACACAGAGACACACACGUAUAAGCAGCACCCUGGCUGUUGCACUCUCAUCCCUGUACCAUACGCCAGCUCCACAGCAGUUCCUUCCCAGCUUCCUCCUCUCAGACAUAGUGCUUUGUCUUCAGCAGAAGCGAGACGUGUUUUCAGAUGUUACUUCAGUAAGCUUCCAAUAAAAAUGCACCACACAGCAUUUCCUGUUAAAUUAUUGGUUUUCAACUGUAAAUUUAUAUUUUUACCUGGCAUGCAGUUAUUAAUUUAUUAAAUUUGGCUUUUAGAAAUCAAAAACUUAUAGCUUUUUUCUUGCUGUGGGAAGAAUAGGAAAUCAUGUUUGGCAUUCAUUUAACAUCGAUUACUUCCCUAUCCCUGCCUGUCACUAAAAUACUGUGGUAAUCUCCUAAAAUAACUUAAACUGCCUAGAAUCGACAUUCAUUCAUUGGGUUUAUUUUUUCUCCUAUUAUUCUGGGAGAAAUCUGUAACAUUUUCUCCACUUUGGGGUCAGUUUUCCAUCCAAGGAGGGCUAAGGGAAAGGGCUCUGAACACCUGCCUGGCCUGUCUGGAACAGCCAGGGUCCUGUGUGUGAUGUCAUAACAUGCUCUGUGACAAGGCAGCUUGUCGGGCAGAGAGCAGGUCUGCACUGGAUGAAGGGAGCCUGAGAUCUGUGUUUGGUCAGCCAUCUUGUUAUGCGUCUCAGACCGUUAGAGGAGCAUCCACCUAAACUGAAGCUCCAUCCUGCUUUAAACAGUGAACAGAACCUGUGUGGUUUUAGGUUUCCAGUAAUAAAAGUGCUGUACUCCCAGCACUUGGGAGGACAGAUCAGGAGGAUGGAGUUCAGGGCCAGCCCAGGAUACACGAGACCCUGUAUCCUCCGUGGAACGGCUGAGCACAUUGGUGUACUGUGGUCCUAACUACUAAAGGAAAGAGGUGCACUUGAAUCCAAGGGUUCAAGACCAACUCAGGCAAGCUGAGAAAAGUGACUCAAAAUAAAAGGUGAAG